Sphaeramia orbicularis (orbiculate cardinalfish) is the source of this 3039-nucleotide messenger RNA. It is a transcript of the gene arhgef37, whose product is annotated as Rho guanine nucleotide exchange factor (GEF) 37. The transcript has 15 exons. NCBI's taxonomy places the organism in Eukaryota, Metazoa, Chordata, Actinopteri, Kurtiformes, Apogonidae. Bases 266 to 2638 code for a protein of 790 amino acids. Gene Ontology annotation, molecular function: protein binding; guanyl-nucleotide exchange factor activity. The record is from RefSeq and is a predicted model, not a curated record. Gene Ontology annotation, cellular component: cytoplasm.
GUGGGAGGAAAACUUCAAUCACUUCAGCCCUCCGUCCUCAUUGGUGCGUUUAGUGUUUCAUGAAGCCUCUCAAAGUGUUGUCUGAUUGGCCUGACCUUCUGUAGUGAAGUCGUCUCCUCCAAUCAGCUUCCGCCUGAGCUGCCUCUCCGCUGCAGCAGAUUUCUGUCUCAGUUGGGACGGAGCAGAACACCACAGACAGGGAGAGAGAGUGGGGAGAUCGAGCUUUACUGCAGCUCAUUCGGAGAUUCUGCACAAGUGAUCUAACAUGGAGGUGCCCAGGAGGCCCCAGCCUUCGUCCUUCACUCUGACUCUCCCUAAACCAGCCUCUGCUACUCACUGUCCUCUUGGAGCUGUUGAGAAGGUAACCAAGAAAGAUCAGCUGAAAGAGAAACUCCAAGACGAGAAGGACGGAAUCACAGAGAAAGACGAUGAUCAGUUUGCAGCUGAUACGUUCAAUCCAGGGGACUCUAAUGUGACUGUGAUUGUAGAGGCAUCAGAUGAGACCUCAGAACAAUCAAUCGUCCCCACAGUGGAGGGUGAUGGAAAACUUUCAUCACAGGAUAGUUUCUCAGAGGAAAGUUCAGUAUCAGAGGAGAGGCUGGCGGAGGAGGCCGAGGAGGCUAAGAAACGAUCUGAAGAGGAGAAAGCAGCAGCAAAAGAGAGAGCAGCCCAGAGACAGCUGUUGGCCAUAGAGGAGCUGGUCCAGUCUGAGAGGAACUACCUCCGAAUGCUGCAAGUCAGCACAGUAACCAUCAGGAGCAACCUGAAGAAACUACAGCCCCCUCCAGCCAACUUGGACAGCAUGUUUCUCUAUAUAGAAGAUGUGAUUGAUGUGUCCAGUCGACUCCUCAGCCUGCUGGACCAGAAGCAGGUUCAGCCUGGUGACCCGUCUUUCCUGGAGACGCUCUGCGAUUCAUUCCUGAGUCUUUCCUCCGACAUUGAGGAGGCGUAUAAGGAAUACUUAGCCAACUAUAACAACGUCACAGUGCUGGAGAACAGCUACAAACAGAAGGAGGCACUCUGGAACGACAUUGUGAAAGUCAUCAAGACUUCAGCACCUGAAGUAAACGCCACCUCUUUGAGUUUUUUCAUGGUGAUGCCAGUGCAGCGAAUUGCUCGCUACCCUCUCCUCUUGCAAACCAUCCAGAAACACACCGACCCAACCCACCCGGCGUACUCACUGCUAGAACAGACUGCUCACACUGCCAUCACCUUGAACUGUCGCAUUAACGAGUACAAACGUUUCAGAGAAGUUGCUGAUAAAUACAAGAAGACAGAAAACCUGACCAUUAAGGACAAGAUAAAUCGACUCAACUCCCACAGCAUUGCAAAGAAGACAGCAAGGCUAAGCCAGCAGAUCAAACACGAGACCGGAAUAGCUCCAAAGCUGGUGGAUGAAGAGUUUGAUGCCUUGGAGGGUUUCUUUUAUGUUUUGGAGCACGGCAUCCUAGAGCUGCUCGAGAAUGUGGAGAUGUAUCUGCACCACCUGCAGAGAUUUCUUUCCUGCAAAACAGAGGAGUUUGACCUGGAUAUGGAUGGAGAGAAGGCUCCUAUUUGCUACAAAGAAAUCACUACUGCUCUCAGACAGUGGAUCCUUCCUACAUUUGAAAAGAGGAUGAGGACAUUGAUCCAUAAACCGCUAUGUGCACUUCGGGACCUCUUGGUGGGCCCACGGAACCUCAUCAGGAAAAGACUGGAUAAACUACUGGACUAUGAAGUGAUAGAAGCCAAAUCCAAUCUCAGCUAUGACGAGCAGGCUGUGGCCAACACCUACAGGACAAUCAACACGUUGCUUCUCAAUGAACUUCCUCGGUUUAAUGGUUUGGCUCUGCAAAUGAUCUGGAGUAUGUUGGGUACGUUCAGCUGUCUUCAUAAAGACCUCACCUCUGACAUGGAGCAACUCUUCCAGAGCUUUGCACAACAGCUUCCACACAGCUCUCUCAACCCUAGUGCAUUCUGGGAAUGGGCAGAGUCUGAGGUACUAGAAGGUGCAAGGAGGCUGCAGACUUUGUGUCAUAGUGUGGAGGAGACGCUUAAUGCACCUGUCGUCCAGCCACUGAGCCCCUCCUCUCGGCAUCGCCUUAAGCAGCUGACAGAUAAACAUGGGUCUGGAAAGAUCUACCAGGUGACAACGGCAGUGGUGGGCAGCAGAGACCUGGACCUGAAUCUAGUCAAAGGGGAGCUGGUGGCCAUCAUCAGUGAGACCGACAGCAGAGGAGACAAACGGAGAUGGCUGGUCGAUGCAGGAGGCAGAAGAGGCUAUGCUCCUGCCUCAAAGCUGGUUCGUUACCACCAGCCAGCAGAGGACCCACCUCCGUCGCCACAUCUCGCCUUGCCUGAUGGCAUAAUGGGCAUCAGAAGACACUCUUAUACUCCAGAGAGCCAGCCACUGAGAGUGAUGCCUGUUCCUUGUCUCCAGGUGUUUGCUGCGUAUGACUUCACAGCGAGGGGAAACCAUGAAGUUACAGUGCGGUCCGGGGAACCUGUUCGUGUUCUGGAACCACACGACAAGAAGGGGAACCCUGAGUGGAGCCUUGUGGAGGCGAGAGGUGGGCAGAGGGGCUACGUUCCCUCAAACUACCUCGCUGUCAUGCCUAUGGGGACUGGGCCGUUCGGCACCGCCCAGCCUUACUGCUAAAGAGAGGAAAGAACUGGAAGACCUACCUUUGUGAUAAAGGUGCAUCUGCUUUGCACAGCUUUUGCAUGAAUGUUGCCUUGCAUCUUCAUAGUGACUAUGUUUAGCAUUCAAUGUUUAAAAUCAGUGUUAGAUAUUCACUAGUUAUUUAAUGGCCACUGUGUGAGCACUAAAAACACCAAAUGUAAAUUUUUAUAUUUAAAUAUAUAAUGUUUUCUUCAUCUACUUCCUCUGUAACCUAAAUUUUGAAAAUGACAAGGAAAGGAAGGAAAAGGAUGAUAUAUUUAGAUUUACUCAUUUUCGCAAUUUAAGGGCUUACUGGUCUUUUUUAUGGCCAUUUUUGUCCUAAUAUAUUGUAGAUGCAUUGAAAAUUAAUCUUUUCUCCCCACACUAAUCAGUCAUUU